This is a messenger RNA of Phascolarctos cinereus (koala), 3952 nucleotides long. RefSeq names its product NACHT, LRR and PYD domains-containing protein 14-like. Gene Ontology annotation, biological process: regulation of inflammatory response. Gene Ontology annotation, cellular component: cytoplasm. NCBI's taxonomy places the organism in Eukaryota, Metazoa, Chordata, Mammalia, Diprotodontia, Phascolarctidae. Gene Ontology annotation, molecular function: protein binding. The record is from RefSeq and is a predicted model, not a curated record.
GGUGGUGGGGAGGGCGACCUAAGACCAGUGGGAGUAGGGGAAAUAUCUUGGAGGGGGCGCUACCGAAAUCAUGCCAACCCAUGAAAUGACUAAUGACAAAGUUACCACUAAUUUUUUUUAUUAUGAUCGCUAAACAUUAGUGAGUAAUUUACUAGUAAAUGACCGAAUAAAAUCCGUGGUCUUCUCAGGGCCGGCCUCCCUCCCCGGCGUCCUCCUUUUGCGCCCUGGUGGACGAAGCCGGUGCUGCGCAGGGCCCUUUGGGAAGCAUAGUUUUCCAGUGUAGGCCUGGAGGCGCCAGGCGCAUGCGUUCUGCCUUCUGGAGGCGUUCUGCCCCCCCCCAAGGCCAGGCCCCCAAGACUUGGCCCACAGACCUCCUAGCGCGCAGGGGGAAGGGCUGAGGAGACGAGCGGGCGUGAGAGCCAAUGGAGUAGCACUCCGGGCGCGAGGGGGCGGAGUCGUGAUCAAAGAUUUUCCCUCCUAAGUGGUGAGAAGAAGGGCGUCGAGCUCUGGGCUCGUGUGCUUCCGGCCUCGGGUUGGCCUUCUGUGAGUCAGGUGACACCUUGGCUGCAGUGACGAAGGCCCCCGUGUCCCCUGGCCACCACCCAGCUGGGACGGGCCCCUCAGAGUCUGAGAGAUGGAGCAGCUGCCGGAGAGAGAGACCGCUGAGAUGCAGGGACGGUUUGGAGCCAGCUCGAGAGAGAAGGACAGCGAGCCAGACGAAGACUCAGAUGACAGGCGGCGAUACCGAGCCUGGGUGGCGGAGAAGUUCAGCUCCUCGAGGGCCGAAGACUCGUGGCCUGCAGAGCAGGAGAACUUUCUGUACGGACCCGUGACUCUGCUCCUCUCCCGCACCUGUGCCAAGGUCAGGGUGGUCGUCGGAGGGGAGGGCUCAGAGCUCCCGCCCGGCGAAGGGCUGCCCUUCAGUGAGAUCCCUGGCCAGGCUGGGCAGCUGGGGGCGAUGUUCCAGCUGGACGAUAAGACCGAGCAGCGGCCCAACACCGUGGUCCUGCAGGGGCCCAUGGGCAUCGGCAAGACUGUGCUGGCCAGGAAGCUGAUGCUGGACUGGGCCCGUGGGCGCCUCUGCCGGGACAUGUUUCGGUAUGUCUUCUACUUCAGCCUCGGAGAAAUGGAUGGGACGGCCGAGAAGAGCAUGGCUGAGCUAAUCGUCAGCCAGUGGCCUGGCCCGCCAGUGCCCGUCCCCGAGAUCCUGUCACAGCCCCAGAGUCUCCUGUUCAUCAUAGACGGGCUGGAGGAGCUGAGGCCCUUCCUGGACGAGCCAGAAGCCGAGCUGUGUCGGGAUGGGGCCGAGCCGCGGCCGCUGGCCGGCCUCCUCCAGGGCCUGCUCCGGAGAAGCCUGCUGCCCGAAGCCUGCCUGCUGCUGGUUGUGCGGCCUUCGGGCUGGGCCUGCCUGGCACGCUGGCUGGGCUGCCCUCAACUUGUCGAGGUCCUGGGGCUGUCCAAGGCCGACCGCGAGGGCUACUUCCACAGGUUCUUUGGGGACAGGGCGAGCGCGCGGGCUGCCCUGGCCGCCACGCAGGACAAUGAGACGCUGGCCACCCUGUGCCGGGCCCCACUGGUCUGCUGGCUGAUCUGUACGGGCCUCAAGCAGAGGCUGGAGGAUGGAGAGGACCUGCGCCAGGGCCCCCUCACGGUGACACAUCUCUAUGUGUCCUACGUGACCAGCCUGUUCCGAGGCCACGCCCCACCCCACGAGGCCCAGCUGCAGGCUCUGUGUCGCCUGGCUGCCGACAGGGUGCUGGUGCACGCCACGAGCUUUGACGGCAGCGACCUGGAGAGGCACAGGCUGGCCGCAGCCGACCUUGAGCCCUUCCUUGCCACACACAUCCUCCUUCGGCGGGGGCGUGGCUACUCCUUCCUCCACCUGACUCUGCAGGAGUUUUUUGCCGCCCUGUAUAGCGGGAUGGAGGUGACGCAGAGCCCAUCAGUGGCACACACCAUCCACGAUCUCACCAUGGAGCUGGAGAAGUACUCAGGGGUGGACACCAGCUUUCUGAGCCUGGCUGUGCACUUCCUCUUCGGCCUCUUAAACCCUGAGUGUGUGAAGCUCCUGGAGGCGGAACUGGGCUGCCGCCUGUCCCCACGGCUGCGGCGGGACCUGCUGCUGUGCGCAGCAGUGUUUAGCGGUUCCACCACGCCUUCACUGCGCGCCCUCUCCCUGCACCACUUCUUCUUCAGCCUGUAUGAGACGCAGGACAGUGCCUUCGUGACGGAGGCCAUGGACCACUUCCAGGACCUGCACCUUGUGCUCUGGAGCAAAGUGGACCUGCUGGUGUCCUCCUAUUGCCUGCACCACUGCCGCCGGCUGGAGAAGCUGGUGCUCCAUGUCCAGAGGGAGGUCUUCCCUGAAGAUCCAGACGAGGAGCUGCAGGCCGGCUCCCCGGUCGAGCCAGGGCCCCAGGCUUCGGACCUCACUGCCUCUCGGUGGAAGGCCCUGUACUCGGUGCUGAGCCUCAAUGCCACCCUGCGGGAGAUGGAGCUGAGCUUCUCCUCCAUGAAUGAGCCAUGCAUGAAGGGCCUGAGCGAACAGCUGGCGCACCCAGACUGUCACCUACAGAAUCUGCGGGUCAGGCAGACUGCCUUCGUCUCCUUUGCCUGUGGGGAUUUCCUGCUUGCUCUCAUCGGACACCGGCAUCUGGUGGGCCUUGAUCUGGACCUUCUGCUGGGGGAUGAUGGGAUGAAGCUGCUGUGUGAGGCCUUGAGACACCCAAAUUGUAACUUCCAGUAUCUGAGGUUGAAGAGCUGUGCCCUCACUGAGGCUUGCUGUCCAGACCUCGCCGGGGCCCUCACUUGUAACCAGAGCCUGACCCAUCUCAACCUGGGGGGCAAUCAGCUCCUGGACGGUGGCGUGCACAUACUGUGUGAGGCCUUGAGCCAGCCUGAGUGUCACCUUCAGAAACUGGUGUUGGCGGGGUGCGGCUUGACAGACAGUGCUUGCCAGGAUCUCUCUGGUGCUCUGACCUCCAGCCGGAAUCUGACAUGUCUGUGCCUGGCCCACAACAGCCUUCGCGAUGAUGGCGUGAAGAUCCUGAGCACGGCUUUGAAACUCCCUGAGUGUCCUCUCCAGAGACUGACGCUGUGGAGCUGCGGCCUCACGGCUGCAGGCUGCCGUGAUCUCUCCGCUGCGCUCCUCAGCAACAAGAACCUGACCCAUCUGGACCUGGGGGAGAAUGAAGUGGGAGAUGAAGGCAUGAAGCUGCUGUGUGCGGCCUUGGGGCAGCCGCAGUGUUGCCUUCAGGCCUUGGACGUCCUGGUCUGCUUCCUCACCGAGGCCUGCUGUCAGGACCUCUCGGACAUGCUCAUCCUCAACCAGAGCCUGCGGAGCCUGAACCUGGGGUACAACGCCCUCAAAGACGAGGGGGUCAAGCUGCUGUGUGAUGCCCUGAGACACCCCAGCUGCCAGCUCCAGAGGCUCGGGCUGGAGAGAUGCCAGCUGAAUGCUGCUUGCUGUCAGGAUCUCUCCUCCGUUCUCCUCUGCAAUCCGUGGCUGAAGAGUCUUGACCUGGCCCAGAAUGCCUUGUGGGAUGAAGGCGUGAGGCUGCUGUGCGAGGCCUUGGAGCAGCCUGAAUGCAGACUGCAGAUUCUGGCGCUGUGGAGGGAGGCGUUCAGCGAGGACGCCCAGCAGAUGCUGAAGGCGGCCGAGGAGAGCAAACCGCACCUGGUCAUCACCGGCGACUGGUACAGUCACGAACCGGAGGAGUAUGGUUUUUCCUGGUGGCUGGAGACCUGACCCGCUCCCCCUUCCUCAGUCUGUCACAAGGGCCCGUGGGAUGAGAGGGCCAUGGCGCAUGUCCGCCGGGGGUGGGAGCCGCAUGCACCCUGCGAGCUCCCCGGGCCUCCGGGCUCCAGCCCCCAUCAGCCACACGGUGCCUACAUCCCUCUUCCCUCUGGACACCUUUGCGCAUGAAUCAAAUACAGACUGAUUCUCCCUCUG